AAUCGACCGUACCACCCCCAUAGGCGGCGCGCCGCCUCAUCGGGACCCCCAACGUUAGGAAGAAGCCGGCUCCAAGAGCCGAGACAUAUUGAAAAAACAUUUUUCAUUAAAUACUGUUUCAGUUCAGGAUAUUAAAUGGUGUAACAGAAUGAGACAGCUUUCUGCUAGGGAAAGGGCACGACCGAUCUUGGUGAAGUUCCAUGAUUUUAGUUUCCGCAAUAAGAUCUGGUUCAGUAAGUCUCAAUUAAAACGGACUGGGAUAACGGUGUCUGAAUUUCUUACGAAACAACGGCAUGACGUUUUCAUGGCAGCACGGGAUAAAUUUGGAGUAACGAACUCGUGGACAAACGAAGGCACGGUUUAUGUUCUCGGCUCAGAUGGCAAAAGACAUCAAGUGUACUGCCGUAGACAACUGAUGGUAAUUGAUAAACACACCGUGGAGACUGUUCCUGUACAAACUGCCGCGAGACCAAACACGGCGUCUGUUGCACCAAAACUUAAGCGUGCUGCCGCCCGUAAAUGAAGAUUCAAUUUUAUUCUGCAUUUUUAUUUUAUUUCUGCUACUAUUACUUUCAUCUUCAGGUCGAAUUCAUAUUUGUUUCUGGUAGUUUAAGGUUUAUACAUGAGUAUUUCUGCUGAAUAAGGCGGAUUAAGCGAAUAGUUUCAAUCUGCUUAGUUGUUGUGUUAUUACUCAGUUGAUACAUUUACUUUGUAUUCUGCAUUGUUAAGGAUCUCUAAAUCCCCCACCAAACAAGUUUUUAUUCUCGCCCACCACCGAGCUUCACUUCAUUAAGCGAUCGCGAACGCAUAUACAUCUUUAACGAUUACAUACAUUAUCUAAUACAAUAUUCAACAUCAUUAUUAUUUGUUCUUCAGUUUUUAUCUUUUAAUAAACUUGUAAAUACGAGCCAAAUCGUUUCAUUGAAGAGUACAACAAGAC
Bombyx mandarina (wild silkworm) is the source of this 940-nucleotide messenger RNA. RefSeq lists its product as uncharacterized. NCBI's taxonomy places the organism in Eukaryota, Metazoa, Arthropoda, Insecta, Lepidoptera, Bombycidae. The record is from RefSeq and is a predicted model, not a curated record.